AAUAAACUAUGUCGGGUGAUGAAGUUGAAAAAUUUGAAAUAACAGAUUAUGAUUUGGAUAACGAAUUUAAUAUAAAUCGUCCACGAAGACGACCAACAAAACACCAACAAAUCUAUGGUAUUUGGGCUGAUGAAAGUGAUGAUGAAGAUGACAAUCGAAAAUCAGGCCGAUCGUCAAAAUCUAAAGUGCCUAAAAAUUAUUCAGCACCAAUUGGAUUUGUUUCUGGUGGGAUUCAAAAUCAAAAGAAAAAAGAUGGAGAGGAUGAAAAAUCCUCGGAAGAUGAUGAGGAGUCAAUUACGUUUAACAAAAAGUCAAAAAAUUAUGUAGCAAAUAGUUCAAGUGAAUCAGAAGACGAUUCAAAACCCUCAUUUAGUAGAUCGGCUCAACAGUUCAAUAAUUUUACGGAAACUAGUCAAGAAACAGCUGGAUUAAGAAAAACUGGCCGACCAUCGUUAAAUACACCGUUAAUGACCAAAGGUGUUGGAAAUUGGGAACGUCAUACAAAAGGAAUUGGUGCAAAACUUCUAUUACAAAUGGGCUACAAACCUGGUAUGGGAUUGGGUAAAGAUUUACAGGGUAUUGCAAGGCCUGUUGAGGCACACUUACGUAAAGGUCGUGGAGCAAUCGGAGCUUAUGGACCUGAAAAGGCUGCAAAAAUUGCAGAUGAAAAGGCUGAUGAUCGCGAUGAUAAUUCAAAACAAGCAAAAGAUAAACAAAAUAAAUGGAAAAAGGAAGGGGAAGUUGCAGCAAGUAAAAAAAGUCGGUAUUAUUAUAAAAGUGUGGACGAUGUAAUUGAACGGGGUAAACAACCUGGGGCAUAUCGAACGGUAGAUUUAACAAGUAAUUUAAGUAAGGUGAAAGUCAUUGAUAUGAGGGGUCCGGAACAACGUGUACUCAGUGGUUAUCAUGCUUUAAGUGGCCCUAAAAAACCAGAAGGAGAAGGUGAAUUAUUUGAAGAUAUUGUUCACAAAAAAUGUUCAAACUUUGCGUUACCAGAACUGCAACAUAAUCUGGACCUACUUGUUGAUAUUUGCGAACAGGAUAUUAUUUGGGUUGAUCGAAAAAAGCGACAUUGCUGUGAUCGUGUUGUAGCAUUAGAACAAGAACGUAAAGGAUUAACAGAAGUUACAGAAAAACAAGGACGGCAAAUGAAAACGUUACAAUCAUUAUUGGAUAUUGUCGAACGCUUGGUUGAUCCAUCUCAUGCAUUAUCGUUACGACAAGUUGCUGAUGAAUUUAAAAACAUACAAGAAAAUUAUUUUGAAGAAUAUUUAAUAUACGAUUUGGGAGAAUUAGCUCCAGGUCUUGUUGGUCCUUUGUUAACAUCAGCGUUAGUCAGUUGGAAUCCAUUAACAGCACCAAAUCAGUACACUGAUGUAUUUCAACAAUGGAAGGAAAUUCUCGAUCAAUCAAAUCAACGGGGUACGCUUUCAGUUCAUGCUCAAAGUGUAUCGCAACCAUACAAUAAUUUAGUUUGGUCUACAUGGAUGCCGGUAAUUCGUGCAACAGUAUCCACAUGGAGUCCACGUGAUUGUGAUCCAUUGAUACGUUUAUUGGAUAUUUGGAAACCAAUUAUACCAAUGUGGAUAAUGGAAAAUUUGUUAGAACAAGUAAUUUUACCACAAAUUAAUUCAGAAGUGUUACAAUGGAAUCCAUUAACUGAUACAGUUCCUAUACAUGUAUGGAUACAUCCAUGGAUUCCGUUAAUGGGCCAACGGUUACAAGAUAGUGUGUAUCCAAUUAUUGAAGAUAAAUUAGGAACAGCUUUAACAAGUUGGCAUCCAUCAGAUCGGUCUGCUAAAUUAAUGUUACGUCCGUGGCAACCAGCUAUGUCUCCUGGUGCUUUUGCUGCAUUUUUACAUAAAUAUAUUUUACCUAAACUUCAAGUCUGUUUGUCCAGCUUACAUAUUAAUCCACAUCAACAGCAUUUAGAUGCUUGGAAUUGGGUAAUGGAUUGGUCAGAUAUGUUAAGUCCUCAAGCAAUGUCUAUAUUACUUGAUAAAUGUUUUUUGCCACGUUGGCUUCAAACUUUAGCGUUAUGGUUAAAUCAACAGCCAAAUUAUACUGAAGUAACUGAUUGGUUUAUUGGUUGGAAAGGAAUGUUUUCGGAGCAGUUACUACAACAACCAGCUGUUAAAGAGUGUUUUCGCAAAGCUUUAGAGUUAAUGAACCGAGCAGUAAAACAACCAACUGGUCAACCUGGUGCACUUGAAACUGUAUCAUAUUUAACAAAUUUAGAAACCAAUUUGCCACCACCACCGCCUCCAAUUAUUACAAAUACACAUUCAGAGACUUUGGCUCAUGCUGUGCGUAAUGCUAGCCAAAUGCCACAAAGUUUAAGCUUUAAAGAUAUCAUCGCAAAGAAUUGUGAAGAGCGUGGUAUAUUAUUUGUACCAAUACCAAAUCGUUAUCGUGAAGCAAAACAAGUAUAUCGUAUAGGAAAUGGUUCAACACAAUGUUAUAUCGAUAAGAAUGUAGUAUUUGCAACGACAAAUGGUACAAAUUGGGCACCCACAAAUUUAAAUAACUUAUUGGAUAUUGCAUAAUUUAUACAUUUAAAUUUAUUGAUUAAAAUUUAACAAUAUACGUCGGCGAUAAAUUUGGCGUAUAUUAAAUUUUGAACACGC
Chrysoperla carnea is the source of this 2627-nucleotide messenger RNA. RefSeq names its product septin-interacting protein 1 (gene sip1). Lineage: Eukaryota; Metazoa; Arthropoda; Insecta; Neuroptera; Chrysopidae. The record is from RefSeq and is a predicted model, not a curated record. Gene Ontology annotation, biological process: spliceosomal complex disassembly. Bases 9 to 2546 code for a protein of 845 amino acids. Gene Ontology annotation, cellular component: U2-type post-mRNA release spliceosomal complex. Gene Ontology annotation, molecular function: nucleic acid binding. The transcript is spliced from 8 exons.